Necator americanus (New World hookworm) is the source of this 264-nucleotide messenger RNA. RefSeq lists its product as uncharacterized. The transcript has 2 exons. Lineage: Eukaryota; Metazoa; Nematoda; Chromadorea; Rhabditida; Ancylostomatidae. The coding region runs from base 1 to 264 and encodes 87 amino acids. The record is from RefSeq and is a predicted model, not a curated record.
AUGGAUCGUCCAAAGAAGGCUGCUGCUUCCUCAUCUCCAAAAAAAAGUGAAAUCGCCAAAAAUGAAGGCGGAACGGGAGAAGAAGGACCCGAAUGCUCCAAAACGUACUCGGUCGGCCUAUAUGUUAUGGUUAAAACCGCUGAAAGCCGGCCAAGCCUGAUGGCCGCUGAUGAGAAGAAGCGAUAUGAAAAGGAGAUGGCAGCAUACAAAGCUGGAGGAUCAGCAUCUUCUCUGAAGAAGGCUGGAAAAGCUAGGGCCAUGUAA